This is a messenger RNA of Cannabis sativa, 3699 nucleotides long. RefSeq names its product anaphase-promoting complex subunit 5. Bases 388 to 3312 code for a protein of 974 amino acids. The record is from RefSeq and is a predicted model, not a curated record. Gene Ontology annotation, molecular function: protein binding. The transcript is spliced from 21 exons. Gene Ontology annotation, biological process: protein K11-linked ubiquitination; anaphase-promoting complex-dependent catabolic process; positive regulation of mitotic metaphase/anaphase transition. Gene Ontology annotation, cellular component: anaphase-promoting complex. NCBI's taxonomy places the organism in Eukaryota, Viridiplantae, Streptophyta, Magnoliopsida, Rosales, Cannabaceae.
GGAAUAUUUCCGAAUAAAUAAAUCAUCUUUUUGUUCAGAAAAAGAAAAAAAAAAGCCCAAUAACUGGUUUCAUCGUAUUUCCCUCUCUCUCUUCCUCCCUCACUCCUUUGGCCACUCCCUUCUUCCCCGUCUCCUUCACUCUUCUCCGGCCACACUCUCUCGCCGGCAUUUCCGCCAUCAUCUUCCUCAGUCACCGACUUCUAAUGUUGUUUUUGAACAACCCGAACCUAUUUCCGUAACGACCACUUCGACGAGCAAGAAAACUUGUUAGUUUGCUCAGAUACUUUCUCUCCAACGACGAAGCAGAUAAUACGAAGCUUCGGAACGGUGUCAAACCCAAACUUCCUCAGUGGAUGAUUGGUUUGGUGCUACCAGGUUACUUUGACAAUGACUGGGAUUUUGAAGCUACCGGGAGCUAUUUCCUUAACGCCACACAAAGUCUCCGUUUGCAUUCUGCUUCAGAUAUAUGCGCCACCCGCUCAGAUCUCUGUCCCAUUUCCUUUCUCUUCCGUUUCUCAGCACAAUCGCCUGGGCUUGUUCUUGUUGGCCAUUACCAAGUCAUGUGAUGAUAUUUUCGAGCCGAAACUAGAAGAACUCAUAAAUCAAUUAAGGGAAAUCGGAGGCUUAUUAAAUCAUUGGCUAACUGAUCAUUUAACAAGUCGGCUUUCAUCUUUAUCCUCACCUGAUGAUCUGUUCAACUUCUUCAGUGAUAUGCGAGGAAUCCUUGGGGGUCCUGAGGCUGGUGUUGUUGAAGAUGACCAAGUUAUUUUGGACCCAAAUAGCAAUCUGGGGAUGUUUCUACGCCGUUGUUUACUUGCUUUUAAUCUUUUGUCAUAUGAGGGUUUGUGCCAUCUUUUGACAAAUAUAGGGAUUUAUUGUAAAGAAGCCCUCUCAAGUUGUCCUUCUUAUGAUCCACCUCAUUUAGAUGACUCUAGCAAUGAAUUGGAAUAUGAGAACAUGGACUUGGAAAAUUUAGUGUAUGGGAAGGUUGAUGAAGAGAUUGAAGCAAGAGAAAGGGCCAGUGAAGGUGUUUCUUUUCAUCUUCACAUGCCGAAAGCACUUUUUGAUCUGGCUGAAGAUAUUGAGGUUCCUGCUGACCCAAGGUCGAGACAUAGUGACAAGGAUAGAGAAGUUGGCCAGUACAUGCAUCCUCCAACAAAUACAUUAAGAGACACUGAUAGCAGUGCUGCUCUGUUUCUCCGCACAAACUGGCAGAUACAAGGAUUUCUGCAAGAACAAGCUGAUGCUAUUGAAAGGAAGGAUUUUUGGGUGGAAGGAAAGAGUUGGAAGGGGAGAAUAAAUCAUGUGUCUGGUAGGGAAGAAAGAGGGAGGGAGAGGAAAUAUGGAUGGAUACCUUCUCCUUCCAAAUGUACAAAAUCCAAUCCUUCCAAAAGUGGAAGGAAGAGAGAAAGGGACAAAAUAAAGCAUGGAGGCUCUUUCUCUUUGAAUGCUUUUGAACUUGUCUUGCGGCAACUUCAAAAGUCAGCACCUAAGCUGCAUCGUGUUCGUUUCUUGCGAUAUUUGAAUAGCCUUUAUCAUGACGACUAUUUUGCUGCAUUGGAGAAUCUUCAUUGCUAUUUUGAUUACAGUGCAGGGAUUGAAGGAUUGGAUUAUGUUCCUCCUGUAUCUGGUUGCUAUAAUUUAGGGAGAUAUGAAGUUGCUUUGUUGUGCUUGGGAAUGAUGCAUUUUCAUUAUGGGCACCCAAAGCAAGCUUUGGAGGUACUCACAGAGGCAGUUCAUAUUUCUCAACAGCAAAGUAAUGAUGUUUGUCUGGCAUACACUCUAGCUGCUAUCUGUAACUUGUUGUCAGAAACUGGUAUCUCAAGUACAACUGGGAUACUGGGAUCAUCAUACUCACCUUUGACCAGCAUAGGCAUUUCACUCUCUGUCCAGCAACAAUUGUUUGUACUCUUGAGAGGCUCUCUGAAGAGAGCUGAAAAUUUGAAGUUAAAACGUUUAGUGGCUUCCAAUCAUCUAGCCAUGGCUAGAUUUGACUUGACGCAUGUGCAAAGACCUCUGUUAUCAUUUGGUCCUAAAGCUUCCCUGAAGCUUAGAACAUCACCAAUUAAUGUUUGCAAGGAACUAAGGUCAAGUUCUCAGUUGAUUACCGAGUUUGCUUCUGAAAAUACAACACUGACAACUGAUGGUCAUUUUAGCACUGCAUGGCUUAAAAAUUUACAGAAACCUAUGGGUUCACAGGUGUUAUCUCAGGAAAAUGGAUCUGAAAGCAGUAAUAAUGCUUUUCAGUUCUGUGGGCAACCAAGUUCAAUUCCUGGAUCCGUGUUGCAAUUAAUGGGUUCUACAUACUUACUUCGUGCAACUGCAUGGGAGACAUAUGGCAGUGCUUCUCUUGCCAAAGUCAACGCACUUGUUUAUGCAACUUGCUUUGCUGAUGUUUCAAGUACAUCAGAUGCAUCAUUGGCAUAUGUGAAACUUAUCCAACAUUUAGCAGUAUUCAAAGGAUAUAAAGAGGCAUUUGCGGCUCUUAAAAUGGCAGAUGAGAAGUUUUUAACUGUGUCAAAGUCUCGAAUCUUGGUACUGAAACUGCAACUGCUCCAUGAGCAUGCUUUGCAUAGAGGACAUCUGAAACUUGCUCAACAAGUAUGUGAUGAGCUUGGAGUUCUGGCCUCAUCUGUUACUGGCGUGGACAUGGAACUGAAGACAGAAGCAGGUCUUCGCCGUGCGCGGACAUUGCUUGCAGCAAACCAGUUUAGCGAGGCUGCAGAGGUCGCACACUCCCUCUUUUGCAUGUGUUACAAAUUCAAUCUACAAGUGGAAAAUGCAACUACUCUUCUUUUACUUGCUGAAAUUCACAAGAGAUCAGGAAAUCCUGUUUUAGGUCUCCCUUAUGCAUUGGCGAGCCUUUCCUUCUGCCAAUCAUUUAACUUGGAUCUUCUAAGAGCAUCAGCUGUACUGACAUUGGCGGAAUUGUGGCUUUCACUUGGAUCAAACCAUGCAAAAAGGGCAUUGUCUCUUAUACAUGGGGUCCUUCCAACAAUACUUGGUCAUGGAGGUUUGGAGCUACGUGCACGGGCCUAUAUUGUAGAAGCAAAAUGCUAUCUGUCUGAUCCAAACUUUUCAAUUUCUGAAAAUGCCGAGAUUGUGCUCGAUCCUUUGAGUCAAGCUUCUGACGAACUUCAAGUACUAGAGUAUCAUGAGUUGGCAGCAGAAGCUUUUUAUUUGAAGGCAAUUGUAUAUGACAAACUGGGGAAGUUAGAGGACAGGGAAGAAGCCGCGACUUCUUUCAAAAAACACACAUUGGCUCUCGAAAAUCCCCAUGACGAUGAAGAUUCCCUUAUCAAUAUGUUGUAAAACAAAGAUCUCAUAUCAUAUUAUGUGAACACUGCAUUUGAAAUUUUCAUGGUUAUAGAAAGAUGUAUAUACAUGCAGAGAUUAGUCACAGACAGCUCUCACGAGAAAGAAAAACAAACUAUAGUUGAAGCAAAGGCCCAAUCAUCAAAAAUUAGUCCAAAGAAAGUGAUUAUUGCUCUUAUUAUAACGAUUACUACAUUGAAAUAGGAAUGUAGAAUGUGCUAAAGACCGAGAGAUAAUAGUAGUGUUGUGUAAUUGAACUUGAGCUUUAGACUCAAUCCUUGAGUUAGAUUUGAGCUUUGAGAAGUAGUACUAGUAGAUUGUAUAUGGGGUUUCUAAAGAGGUUCAAUUGUUGACCUGCAAUGAAAGUUGGUCUUAGAGGGUGCA